AAGCCGCACAUACAUGUAGACAGCCGCUAGUUGGCUAAACGGCAUCGACCGAAACCAAAAGAAGAGAGAGGAGCUUUUGUCGACCGGGUUACCUCACCUGGCACACACGCACUUACUCAACCUCAACCGGGGACACAGAUAAUCCACGAUAAGACGUCCGAACUGCGGGGAAAACAGAGUUAGCAUCGAAGGACGGCUCCUGUCGUUGGCUCAACAACUCCGCGCAUACGUAGUUUUAGCUCGCUAGCCCGGCUAACGACGCUAGCAAGAGAAGAAAGGCCUCGUCGAGUUGGUUGACCCAGCGUCAAUUAUUUAACGGAGAGCCAAUCAUCCUGGCAUAUCACCGCCGCCCCCCUCACCGCUUGGAUCGGAAACCUUGAAAGUUAAAGAGCAGAACAUCGAGAGAGGAUGGCCCUGAAACGGAUCCACAAGGAGCUUAAUGACCUGGCCCGUGACCCUCCAGCACAGUGCUCAGCCGGCCCAGUGGGCGAUGACAUGUUUCACUGGCAAGCCACAAUCAUGGGACCUAGUGACAGUCCAUAUCAGGGAGGCGUUUUCUUCUUGACAAUUCAUUUUCCAACAGACUACCCCUUCAAACCACCCAAGGUUGCAUUUACAACAAGAAUUUACCACCCAAAUAUUAACAGUAACGGCAGUAUCUGUCUGGAUAUUCUCAGAUCACAGUGGUCUCCUGCACUUACUAUUUCUAAAGUUCUUCUCUCCAUUUGCUCACUCCUAUGUGACCCAAACCCCGAUGACCCGCUAGUGCCAGAGAUCGCACGAAUCUACAAAACAGAUAGUCAGAAGUACAAUAAACUAGCUCAGGAGUGGACAACGAAGUAUGCCAUGCUUUAGGAUACACCAGAAUGGCAAAAGAAUGGACACAAAAGUACGCAAUGUGAUGGCACAGUUCGGAAAGCUGGUGGAAAAUGUCGUUGCUGGUUCAAACUUAAAAUUCCAGGAUCCUGUUUUUCUUUUUCACUUUAUUAUUAUUAUUUGUUUUUUGUUUUUUUUGGUUAAUCAGAGCAUUUUACCCCCCAGUUUUUUUUUUUGUUUCCCGCCCCUCCCACCUGCGCGGUCAUAAGAAGAUAGUGUUUUCUCUCUAGGACACGUGCCAGUUUUCUGUGAAGUUGCAGCUCCUGUUUUGUACGGAGUUACUAAAAAAAAAAAAAAAAAGGAAAAAAAGAUUAUGGUUCUGAACACUCGGCUCGAGCAUGCACCAGUAAGAGUUUUUUUUUUUUUUUUUUUUUUCAACCCAGGAUUGGUGAUGUUAGUCAUUUCCUCUGCACACACUUGGUAGAAUCUGAUGCAGCUGAACAGAAAAUCAGCCUCGAGAAGAUCCAGUCGGUUCGUCGGCUCGAUCCUCCGGGGGCUGAUUUCAAAACUUCACCAUACGCUGGGUUUCUAAGAGCACUUGUAGCAAAGCCUGUGUUUUGCCGUACCCUGAAUUUUUAAACGUUUCAAAUCGGCCCAAUCCUGCUGCAUUUUAUUUGGAAUCUAAAAUCAAAAUUCUCUGAAAAGAUUCGGGGGGGAAACCGUUUAGCGGCUCCUGUGUCCGCCUCCUGGACUGGUGUGACGUCAGUAUGUUCUUCUGAUCGAUAGUAUAGGAAUCUAUUACCUGAGGAAAGACGUGUAUCUUAUUCCACUAUCAAAGUGUGUGUACAGAGAAGCACAGCAGUAUAUAUCAAUGUUAAGGAAACAAAAUAUAAGAACUUCAAUGUUGUAUUUUAUGCAUGUUAAUAAAGGUAGGCUAUUAUAUCUGAUAUGUUUCUGCAAAUUAAGUGGAUUGUAAAGACUGAACAGUUGGACAAAUUUGGUCCCCCUCAAAAGCUUUCUAUUUCUUUCUCUUUUUUUUUUUCUUUUUCUUUUUUGUUUUUGUUUUCUUUUUUUGGUUCUUUAGAAGCCAGUAGAUGAGCAGUUAGUUUUACGCCCACUCGAACACUGUCUUCUUGUAGCCCUAAAAUAUUGAUGCAAAGCUGAUGGUUGAUAAUCAACCUGUGGCUCUGUUUCUUUUUAGUUUUCCCUUCAAUAAAGUUACUUAAACCAUAAA
Molecule: messenger RNA, 2050 nt
Organism: Stegastes partitus (bicolor damselfish)
Lineage: Eukaryota; Metazoa; Chordata; Actinopteri; Pomacentridae
Product: ubiquitin-conjugating enzyme E2 D2-like
Exons: 8
Coding region: 409-855 (148 amino acids)
Source: RefSeq, a predicted model, not a curated record